AUGAGCGCACUCAAUGAAACAAAUUUAGUAAUAAACAUCGAAAUUAAGAAAAAUGUCACCAUAAAUCGGGGAAAAAUUGUCUCAAUGGUAAACAACAAACCACUUGUGAGACUGCAGAUGAAAAAUCCAUGUGACCACCUAUUCAUGAAGACAUUGUUUCAAACUAUACUGAACGUUACUCAGAAUUGUAUAUUUAUAAAGUCAAAAAAUGUUCUAAAUAUAGAUAUUGCUGAAGUAGCGAAAAAAUACUAUGGAGGAAUGUUUUUAUAUGGAAAUAUAACUUUUAAAUCUGUAUUUUACAACGAUGAAUGCAACUUCUCCUGCACCAUUGUUGAAGUUGCCCUAUCUCCUAGGAAGAAUAAAAAAACAAAAUAA
This is a messenger RNA of Vanessa tameamea, 375 nucleotides long. RefSeq lists its product as uncharacterized. The record is from RefSeq and is a predicted model, not a curated record. Lineage: Eukaryota; Metazoa; Arthropoda; Insecta; Lepidoptera; Nymphalidae. Bases 1 to 375 code for a protein of 124 amino acids. The transcript has 3 exons.